This is a messenger RNA of Xyrauchen texanus (razorback sucker), 1739 nucleotides long. RefSeq names its product CUGBP Elav-like family member 4. Gene Ontology annotation, cellular component: cytoplasm; nucleus; ribonucleoprotein complex. Gene Ontology annotation, biological process: mRNA splice site recognition; regulation of alternative mRNA splicing, via spliceosome. The record is from RefSeq and is a predicted model, not a curated record. NCBI's taxonomy places the organism in Eukaryota, Metazoa, Chordata, Actinopteri, Cypriniformes, Catostomidae. The transcript has 13 exons. Bases 202 to 1626 code for a protein of 474 amino acids. Gene Ontology annotation, molecular function: mRNA binding.
GUGAGACAGAUGGAGAGGGGAAUGAGAAGUGAAAGAUUCCUGAGGAUAAAUCACGAGUGAAACUGAAAAAGUGAGAGUGACAGAGAGCCUGAGGGCGGAGAGAGAGAGAGAGAGAGAGAGAGAGAGAGAGAGAGAGAGACAGAGAGAUAGAGGAGUGGAUGAUAGAGAGCGCGAGACUCAGAGAGCGCGGGAGGGAGAAAGAUGGCCACGAUCACAGCGCAGAAUGGCUUCAGCACCGCGAACAGCUCCGGCAGAAUGAACGGACUCAGUUGCGUGAUCCCCAUGAAAGAUCAUGACGCCAUCAAGCUGUUCAUCGGUCAGAUCCCGCGCAACCUGGAGGAGAAAGACCUCAAGCCGCUCUUCGAGGAAUUCGGACAGAUCUACGAGCUCACGGUGCUCAAAGACCGAUUCACCGGGAUGCAUAAAGGAUGUGCCUUUCUAACAUACUGUGCCAGAGAGUCGGCGCUGAAGGCCCAAAGCGCUCUCCAUGAACAAAAGACUCUACCUGGGAUGAACCGACCCAUCCAGGUGAAACCGGCCGACAGUGAAGGACGAGGAGAAGACCGGAAGCUGUUUGUCGGGAUGCUGGGUAAACAGCAAAGCGAGGACGAUGUCCGGCGGUUGUUUGUGUCAUUUGGUCAGAUAGAGGAGUGCACCGUCCUCCGGGGGCCUGAUGGGGCCAGUAAGGGCUGUGCUUUUGUAAAGUUUUCCAGUCAUGCAGAAGCUCAGGCUGCUAUUAACAGUCUUCAUGGAGCCCAGACAAUGCCAGGAGCUUCCUCUAGUCUGGUGGUGAAGUUUGCAGACACUGAUAAGGAACGGACUCUCCGCAGGAUGCAUCAGAUGGCUGGUCAACUUGGGAUCUUUAGUCCUAUGACUAUACAGUUUGGAGCUUAUGGAGCAUAUUCCCAUGCUCAAAUAAUACAGCAGCAGGCAGCGCUCAUGGCAGCGACGCAGGGCUCGUAUCUCAACCCAAUGGCUGCCAUCGCAGCCGCUCAAAUGCAACAAAUGGCAGCUUUCAACGUCAAUGGCCUGGUGGCUGCACCUAUGACACCCUCUUCAGGUACCAGUACACCACCAGGCAUCAGUGCCACAGCAGUGCCCAGCAUCACAGCUCCCAUCAGUUUGAAUGGAUUCAGCACUCUCGCUCCACAAACCAAUGGACAGCAUGGCUCCGAACCCAUCUAUACUAACGGGAUCCAUCCGUACCCUGCACAGAGCCCAACGUUGACGGACCCCCUCCAGCAAGCAUAUGCUGGCGUGCAGCACUAUGCAGCAGCCUAUCCUGCCGCGUACGCACCGAUUAGCCAAGCGUUUCCCCAGCAACCGGCCAUCAUCCCCCAGCAACAGCGAGAAGGACCGGAGGGUUGUAACCUGUUUAUUUACCAUCUGCCGCAAGAGUUCGGCGACGUAGAGCUCAUGCAAAUGUUCCUGCCCUUUGGCAACGUCAUUUCCGCCAAAGUCUUUGUGGAUCGUGCCACCAAUCAGAGCAAGUGUUUCGGUUUUGUAAGCUUCGAUAACCCAUCCAGUGCUCAGGCAGCAAUUCAGUCCAUGAACGGUUUUCAGAUCGGCAUGAAGAGACUCAAAGUUCAGCUCAAGCGGCCAAAGGAUGCCAACCGCCCAUACUGACCCUGAACUGACCAAUAUCACGUCCACUCACAGGAUGAAGGACGUACAACACCUUAUUUCCACAAGUGCAGUAUCAAAGACUUUUGCUCUGCUACAUAUCACAGACGGCAAGC